Molecule: messenger RNA, 4815 nt
Organism: Brenthis ino (lesser marbled fritillary)
Lineage: Eukaryota; Metazoa; Arthropoda; Insecta; Lepidoptera; Nymphalidae
Source: the annotation of a GenBank genome assembly
AUGAUGCAACCAACAUCGGAAGGCUGUAUGAAUAUCGCUGAAUUAGCCAGCCAACUAAGAAGGGAAAAGAUUUUCAUAAACUCUGAAAGGCAGCUGUUGCAAAACCUUAACGAAGAGGUUGAAAAAACGGUGUUAGAACUACUUCAAGCUGCUUGGAUAUGUUCUCAACAGCGGCAAAAUCUCACAAACUUAAUUACAUCAAGAUGCGAAGCAGAAUCAGUUGCAGCAUGCCACCGAGCAAGUCUACUUGAAGGGACAACAUUUAUAGAAGCUCAUAAAGUUUUAAAAUUCAAGGAAGUUCAAGCAUUAGGUGAACUGCUAGGAUGGCUUCGAGACACUCCACACCUUAUGGCAUUAUGCUUAAUGCUUGGGGAAGAUCACAUGCCUCCGAGCUUACCAUCAUCAAUAAUAUCCGGACUGUAUGGGAGUUGCCGGUCACCAAUGGAUAGGACCAGACUGUUGGCUGUAAUCAGAACCUUGAUUAAAUACCAAAUGGCUCCGUCAAGUGAUCCUAGAAAACUCCUUCGUACCAGCAAAUGCGCGCUAUCAUCCCUAUAUGCAGUGUUCCGAGACGGUCACUCCCCAGCGCGGCAGUUCCUCGUAGCAGCCCUACAAGCACCCGUCAUGGCGGUGUUGAAUGAAGAUGAGUUUUUCUUGGACAUAGACCCUGAUAAAGCCAUGGAGAGAUUUUCGGCAUCGGAUCGUCUUAAAAAGUUCGGUCAGUUCAACAGUGCAGAGUAUAAUGCGAAGGUGGCUCGGUAUCGCAAAUGGACGGUCCAGUCUCUGUACAACCUCACCAGCAAGUUCAUAUACUCCCUCAAGGAAAAUUGGCCCAAUUUUCCUGCUACUAUAGCUUGGAUUGUGCAGCAGAUUGUACAUUUGUUAAAACAACAUUCCAGGACAACAGAGCGCGAGCUGCACGCGAUCUGCACGGAGCUGGUGCUGAACAGCUUCAUCUGCCCCGCGAUCGUGAACCCGGAGGCGCACGGCGUGGUGGAGGUGCCCGUGUCAUACAUCGCGCGCUUCAACCUCAUACAGGUGGCGCAGAUCAUACAGAUGCUGUGCCUCGCCAGGUACCAGGAGGUGGAGCCGAAGCAGCGCGACCUGUACGCGAAGUUCGAGCGGUCGUGCGUGUGGGCGCUGGUGGAGGGCGUGGCCACGGACGCCGGCGCGCCGCCCGCCGCGCCCGCCGACGCGCCGCUGCGCACCGACGCGCCGCCUGCCUCCACCGUCGCGCUCUUCACGCCGCACGACGCGCAUCUGCUCAUAACAUUCCUCAAAAGAAUCUCAUCAAAGUUAAACAACAACACUCAGAAUGGCGGUGAAGAAAAUGGCCACAAUUCUGUGCAAAAUUCUGAUGAAUCUACUUUCACCGAGUCGAGCAGCGCGCUGGAGGCGGGGGCGGGCGGAGGCGCGCGGCUGGCGGCGCUGGUGGCCGCGGGCGAGCCCAACUACCGCGCGCGCCUGCACGACCUGCUGCGCAAGAUGCCUGACUUCACCGCCUUGAGACCUUCGACAUCCGAUACCAAAGACACCGUAUCAGAAAAUGGCCACUCUAAGAGGAGUAUCCUGAGCAAAGUGUCGAAACCACGCCUCCCGCGCGCCACUUCCUCGGAGGAGCGCGGCAUCGACUCCCUGCAGCUGGAGCCCGAGGUGCUCGUCAUCAAGCUAUACAAUGUGGAGGAGCAGGACUAUGUUGGCCUGGUACCGGAAUCGAAAGUACUAGAAAGUUAUUACGGCGGCGGUGAGGGCGAGGCGGAGGAGGGCAGCGCGCUCGCGCCGCCCGGCGCCGCGCCGCCCGUGCAGAAACGGACUAGAUUUUCAGUGUCACAUGACGAAGUGUCCCUGGGGAACACAUCAGAUAAUCUCGAGGCAGUGUCCGAGGCCGCGUCCAACCAUAGCGUCACAUCAAGCCUGGAGCUCGAGACGGAGGACCAGAAUGAUAAUCUCUCAGAUAUGGUAUCAGCGAAUGUAAGCGGUCGAGGAAGUCCUAAUAUAUCUGGACGGGAAACCCCCUCAUCUCAAGUCACGGAUGGAGACGCGGCUGGUGACGUUCCGCCGAGACGUAUUCAACCGAACGCGCCAGUGAGCCAGGCGGUAAGCGCUGCUCAAGCGAAGCUGCUUAAACAGACUCGAAAUGAUAUUGAAGAUAAAUUUUGCAAAUUCGAAAUCAAGAAACUUCUAGAAGGCGACGAAACGAUAAGCAUUAUGUCGGACACGUGGAGCACCGACGUGCUCGCGUCCGAUUCCGAGACUAUCGGCGACUCUUGCGAACACACGCAAGUGGCAACUGGACAAGGCUCGAACACGAACCACGUGAUAGCGCCCGACGUGUCGGAGACGGCGAGCGAGUCCGCGUGGAGCAUGGACGUGCUCGCCUCCGACAGCGACCGCAACACUGAGGUGGACACGGACGACUGCGUGUCGGUGGCGGCGCGCUCGGACACGUCGUGGCCGCGCCGCGCCUCGCAGCAAGACGCGCCCGCGCACGUGCCCGCCGCGCUCGCGAAUGGCAACGCAAAGCGACCAGAUAUAGGCAGUCCUCGACAUACAUUUCGUUCGAAUUUACCAAAUAGAAGCAGCGGGUACCUGAGCGCGACGGCGACGCUGUGCCGCGGCGGCGAAUUGGACCUGCCGGCGCACAGCGCGCACGCGUACGCCAUAGAAAACCGGAAGAGCAUACUCGUCAAUGGAUAUCCGGUAAUGACGUGCUACGCCUCGGCGCCAGAGAGCCCGGCGGUGACGGCCGCAGCGCUCAACAAUGAUGUCUUCGAUUACGCGCCACAGAACAACACAAGUGCCUCGGAGUCGACAGUGGAGGGCGCGGCGGGCGGCGAGCCCGGCGGCCAGGCGGGCGCGGGCUCCGACGCCACCAGCCAGUGGGUGGACGACAGCUUCCCCUCCAAGUACCACAUGCCCUCCACCUCCAAGUCUUACGAUGAUAAUGAUCUUAUGGACAGAUCACUAAACUCCAGUGAGAGUUCAUUCAACGCGCUAUCCGUAUCACAAUACGACAGACGAUUCGAUUCCGGAAUCGAUACAGAGCGUGCCGAAACCGAGCCGAGGUCCGCCAUAUCCGAUUUAAUGACUCGAAUGAGUUCCGCAACGAUUUCCACAUCGAAUCUCGUGAACAACAUCACGUCACGAAUAGUGAAGUCCGAGAUACGAACGAGCAUAGUGAAUAUAAGUUCGUCGAGAAUCGAGAAGAAGCGUGAAGCGAGUAACAUAUCGCUGAGCACGCUGUCGGUGAACAGCGUGGAGACGUCGGCGUCGGACAAGAGCUCGAGCCAGGACGUGAACUCGGAGAACGUGACGGAGCGGCGCGUGAGCCCGCCGCCCGCGAAGCCGCCCUCCACCGGCGCCAUACCUAAAAGUAUUAGCUUUGAUGCUACCGCGGAGAAGUUACAACGGAGGCGAAUAGUGGGUGAAGAUGGUCUUGUAGGAAAUCUGGAUGAAUUGAAGAACAAUGUGAAGCGUUCGGGCGGCAACCUGCUACACAAGAUUAAAAUGUUUCGACACAAGGGCCGCUCUCACCACAAUGCCGAUAUAAAAGUGUCUGAAGAGGAAGCAGUCGGCGAGGAAGUGAACAGAGAAAUAAAAGAUGGUGAGAGUUCAGAGGAGAUAUUGGCCAAGUACCGUCGCGCGGCGGAGUGCGCGCCGCGCCGCGCCUCGCGCUCCGGCGACCUCGGCGACCACGCGCACCACGCGGACGUAGACAGGUCGGAGGGUGUGGUGGAUUUAAACGACCCAGAAGUUUUUAACAGUAUGAAACGACGACUCCGUGUCGUAUUAUCUAGUACUGACAUCCCUUGCAUCGAAUAUGUGCCUAAUCGCUGCACGAGCUCGUCGCUGGCGGAGUGGACGCGCGCGGGCAGCUCGGCGGAGGCGGCGGCGGCGGCGCGCGCGCUGGCGGGCGCGGGCGCGGGCGCGGGGCGCCUGGCCGCCGCGCUGCGCGCCGACCUGGCCGCGCGCCGCCCCUACGCCGCCUACCUGGCCUCCUGCCGCGCCGCGCUCGCGCACGCGCUGCACGACCUGCAGGCUCAGAUCAAGCUGGUGCAGUGGGAGAUGUCAGCGUGCGCGCGCGCGGCGGGCGCGGCGCGCGCGCUGGAGCAGCUGGAGCGCGGGCCCGCGCUGCGCCGCCUCGCCGCGCACCACGCGCACGCGCACGCCAUGCUCGAAGGUGGAGAGUUGAUAGACGAAAGAGCGACUAGACUGACGGCCAGCAUUAAGGCUAUUACAGCUGAGAUCAAGGCCGACCCCUCCUGGGAAGGCGCGACGGCCACGCUGCUGGAGAGCGCGGAGGUGACGGUGGAGCGCGCCGUGUUCGCGCGCCUCUACCUGCACGUGCUGUUCCCCAACGGCGACGGCGACAUCGCGCGCGACCAGGUGCUGAGCGAGCACGUGCGGCGGCUGGGCGCGUGCGGCGCGCGCGCGCUGGCGCUGGCGCCGCGCCACGCGUGGGCCGCACCCUUCCCACACGCGCAGCGCGCGCUGCGGCACCUGCCCGUGUUCCGCACGCCGCGCGACAAGGUGGCGUGCGUGCUGCGCUGCGUGCGCUCGCUCGUGGCCACGCUGGCGCUCACGGACGGCUCGCCGCCCGCCGCCGACGACAUCACGCCCGCGCUCGUGCUCGUCAUCAUUAAGGUGAACCCGCCGUCGCUGCUGUCGACGCUGGACAUGGUGAACGCGCUGGGCGGCGCGGCGCUCAGCGGCGAGGCGCUGUACUGGUGGACGCACUUCUGCGCCGCCGUCGCCUUCAUCAAGACCAUGGACUACCCCGCGCCCGCACCCUCACACCCCGCCCCGCCCGGCUCC